GUGCGGGUAUUCUCCAAUCAGAAGGCAGAUCGUGCCCGCACUGCGCAAGCGCAGUGAGUGAAAUAUUUCAUGUGUUGUACGUCGUGUCCGGUGGAGGUCACAGUCGUAGGUGCAAACUGAGGUCGCUGCUGUCAUGGCCAAGCUCUUUGAGUCUAUUGGAAAGUUGGGGCUCGCCCUGGCCGUCGGUGGAGGUGUUGUGAACUCUGCCCUCUUCAAUGUUGAUGCAGGGCACCGGGCUGUAAUCUUUGACAGAUUCCGAGGUGUACAGGAUGCAGUUGUCAGUGAAGGCACCCACUUCCUCAUUCCUUGGGUUCAGAAGCCCAUCAUCUUCGAUUGUCGAUCCCGUCCACGCAACGUGCCUGUCAUCACUGGCAGCAAAGAUCUGCAGAAUGUUAACAUCACACUGCGUAUCCUCUUCCGGCCGGUGACCAGCCAGCUGCCUCGCAUCUUCACCAGUAUUGGCGAAGAUUACGACGAGAGGGUGCUGCCGUCCAUCACCACAGAGGUCUUAAAGGCGGUCGUGGCUCGGUUUGAUGCAGGCGAGCUCAUCACUCAGAGAGAGCUCGUGUCUCGGCAGGUCAGUGAGGACCUUACGGAAAGAGCUUCCACCUUCGGGCUAAUCUUGGAUGACGUAUCACUGACACACUUGACCUUUGGCAAGGAAUUCACAGAGGCUGUUGAGAUGAAGCAGGUGGCCCAGCAGGAGGCUGAGAGGGCCCGUUUUGUUGUAGAAAAGGCGGAGCAACAGAAGCAGGCUGCCAUCAUCUCAGCAGAGGGAGAUUCUCAGGCUGCCUUGCUCAUUGCCAACUCCCUGAUGGAGGCCGGUGAUGGUUUGGUGGAGCUUCGUAAGCUGGAGGCUGCAGAAGAUAUCGCCUUCCAGCUCUCCCGCUCUCGCAAUGUCACCUACCUGCCGUCAGGUCAGGGCACCUUGCUGCAGCUGCCCCAGUGAUAGCACCCUACUCCAACUUUAACCAGCUGUGACAUGGGCCAUGGAGGAGCCGGCUUGAUGAUUCAGCAGAUGGUUCUUGCGUCUUCACAUACAUUCCUCCCACUCUUUCUCAAACUACCACUGGACUGGGCUCUGCUGUUUGCAGCAUGGUGGGGGGGAUAGAGUGAGAGGUCUGUAAAUACAUUUAUGAAGUCCACUGUUGUGUAUGGAAGUUAAUAAGAGAAUUACUCCACCUUUGAUGACCUAAACAUAAAGUACUUUGAGAAAGAUCAUUAGUGCAGUUAAUUUGAAUUACAGCUAUGCCUCAAUUGGGAGCAGUGCAUGUGUGGAAAGCAACAUUUUAGCAUCAAUGGAACAGGUAUUGGAUUUGUUUAAAAGAUACAAAAUACAAAUGUUAUUGUGCUGGACAGUGUAUUCGUAAAACAGUUGUCAAGUCUCGAAGAGGUUUUUCUUUUUGUUUCACACCCUUACUUCUGGCUAGGUUGUUUUCGCCCCCCAAAUAAUGUUCCCAUCAUGUAUAAAUUAGGAUGUGCCUAUGUAAAACUGAAGUGUAUGCUCUGUCUUUAGUUUUUUAUCGGCAUUAUAAGCAAGCACCAUGACUCAGAAAUUAAGUUAAUAAAGAUCUCUUUCUACCUCCCA
This is a messenger RNA of Fundulus heteroclitus (mummichog), 1588 nucleotides long. It is a transcript of the gene phb1, whose product is annotated as prohibitin. Bases 134 to 949 code for a protein of 271 amino acids. The record is from RefSeq and is a predicted model, not a curated record. Gene Ontology annotation, biological process: mitochondrion organization. The transcript is spliced from 7 exons. Gene Ontology annotation, cellular component: mitochondrion; membrane. NCBI's taxonomy places the organism in Eukaryota, Metazoa, Chordata, Actinopteri, Cyprinodontiformes, Fundulidae.